UGCAAACGAAAAGGGCCAAUAAGGAUAAGGUUUUGAGAGAGAGAGAGAGAGAGAGAUGGGGAGAAGGUUCCGCGGGAGAGACGGGGUGAUAAUGGCGGCGAUGGUGGCGACGGAAGCCUCCAACGUGGGGAUGAACACUCUCUUCAAAGCGGCCUCUUCCAAGGGCAUGAGCUCCUACACUUUCCUCUUCUACUCUUACGCCUUUGGCUCUCUUCUUCUUCUCCCUUCUCUCUUCUCCUCCCACAGGUCAAGGUCGCUUCCUCCGUUAAGAAUUCUUGGUAAAACUGGGCUUCUUGGGGUAAUAGGAAGCAUAUACUUGGUGACGGGCUACACAGGCAUCAAAUUCAGCUCUCCGACCUUAGCUUCGGCUAUGAGCAACGUUACGCCCGCUUUCACCUUCAUUCUCGCCGUUAUCUUCGGAAUGGAGAAAAUAUCGAUGGGGAGAGAGAGCAGCGUAGCGAAAGUGGUGGGGACAGCGGUGUCGAUAGGAGGAGCUCUUGUCGCCGCUCUCUACAACGGACCGCCGAUCUUCUCCGUCGAAUCUCAGCCGUCCAUUUCCCUCUCUCCGUCGCCGGAAAACUCCAAUUGGGUCGCCGGAGGAGGCCUUCUUGCCAUCAAAGACACCGUCAUCUCUCUCUCUUACAUUCUUCAGGCACAGAUAAUGAGUGAACAACAGUCUCCGUUCACAGUGACAUUCAUUUACUCAGCGAUUGUUUGCAUUUCAAGUGUCUUAGUGAGUGUUAUCGCAGAGAGGAACAAUCCAAGUGCAUGGUCCAUAAGAUUCGACAUAACCUCGAUCUGCAUUAUAACAGCGGGGAUACUGAAUCCAGGAUACUACGUAAUUCACUUGUGGGCGGUGCGUUACAAGGGACCUGUGUACAUAGCUAUAUUCAGGCCGUUGUCUAUCGUGAUCGCGGUAGUCAUGGGGGCGAUUUUUCUUGGUGAUUCUCUCUAUCUCGGAAGUUUGAUCGGAGGGACGUUGAUAUCAAUGGGAUUUUACUCGGUGAUGUGGGGAAAGGCCAAAGAAGAGACAUCCGAAACUGAUGAGACAUCAUCGCCGCCAUGUCUUGAUUCCAAAAAAGCUCCUCUUUUGUCAAACUUAAAAGACAAAACUUUACACAUCUAAGGAUUAGUUAUCCAUACCGACCAAUUGUCUUUUUUUUUAAGACAAAAUCUAUAUAUAUUAAAAGUUGGGUUUGAAGGAUUA
Tarenaya hassleriana is the source of this 1207-nucleotide messenger RNA. RefSeq names its product WAT1-related protein At3g28130-like. Bases 56 to 1126 code for a protein of 356 amino acids. The record is from RefSeq and is a predicted model, not a curated record. Lineage: Eukaryota; Viridiplantae; Streptophyta; Magnoliopsida; Brassicales; Cleomaceae. The transcript has 7 exons. Gene Ontology annotation, molecular function: transmembrane transporter activity. Gene Ontology annotation, cellular component: plasma membrane.